Molecule: messenger RNA, 6856 nt
Organism: Hirundo rustica (Barn swallow)
Lineage: Eukaryota; Metazoa; Chordata; Aves; Passeriformes; Hirundinidae
Gene: PIGM
Product: phosphatidylinositol glycan anchor biosynthesis class M
Exons: 1
Coding region: 39-1292 (417 amino acids)
Biological process (GO): GPI anchor biosynthetic process
Cellular component (GO): glycosylphosphatidylinositol-mannosyltransferase I complex; membrane
Molecular function (GO): GPI mannosyltransferase activity; alpha-1,4-mannosyltransferase activity
Source: RefSeq, a predicted model, not a curated record
GUCCCCGCUCCCGCAUUCCCCCACCCCGCGCGGAAGGGAUGGCGGAGGCGGGCGCGGCCCUGCUCGCGGGGCUGCUGGCGAGGCUGGCGCUGGUGCUGUACGGGCUGUACCAGGACCGCGCCAUGCGGGUGCGCUACACCGACGUCGACUACCGGGUGUUCACGGACGCGGCGCGGCUGGUGACCGAGGGGCGCUCGCCCUACCGGCGGGCCACGUACCGCUACACGCCGCUCCUGGCCUGGCUCCUGACGCCCAACGUGCUUCUCGCCGAGCCCUUCGGGAAGCUGCUCUUCGUGGCCGGCGACCUGGCGGCCGCUGUCGUCGCCUACCGGGCCCUGCGGCGCCGGGGGGCCGCCGCCCGCCUCGCCUGUGGGUGCUGCGCCGCCGCCUGGCUCCUCAACCCCCUGCCCAUGGCCGUGUCCAGCCGGGGCAACGCGGAGGCGCUGGUGGCCCUGCUGGUGCUCGCCACCCUGUACUGGGUGGAGGCGGGCAGCGUGGGCAAGGCGGCCGUGUGCUACGGGCUGGCCGUGCACAUGAAAAUAUAUCCCCUGACCUACGUGCUGCCCAUAGCGCUCCGCCUGCGCGCCGGGCCGGGCCGCGGGGAAGGCGAGCUGGAUGCGCCGGGUGACAAAACGCCAAAGCUCACGUUUAUGGCGCGCCUCUGGCACCUUUUUGUAAAGAUGCUGAACCGCGACGUGCUGCUGUUUGGAACAGUUGCCGGAUCAGUGCUGGCUUCCUUGACUGUGACAUUUUAUCACCUCUAUGGCUGGGAGUUUUUGGAGCAUGCCUAUCUCUAUCACCUGACUAGGAGGGAUAUCCGGCAUAACUUCUCUCCCUAUUUCUACAUGUUGUACUUGACAGCGGAGAGUAAAUGGAGUUUUGCCCUUGGGCUCGCAGCUUUUCUUCCCCAGCUGCUUUUGCUCCUGGUUGUGUCCCUAGCGUUCUACAGAGACCUUGCCUUCAGUUGUUUCCUACACACUGCUAUUUUUGUGACUUUUAACAAAGUAUGCACAUCCCAGUACUUUGUCUGGUAUCUUUGCCUUUUGCCCCUCGUAAUGCCUAGUAUUAAGAUGUCCUGGCGUCGGGGCGUGCUGCUUCUCUUUCUGUGGUUCAUCGGACAAGGCCUGUGGCUCACUCCUGCAUACUUUUUGGAGUUCAAAGGGUAUAACACUUUCUUAUUUAUAUGGUUGGCAGGCUUGCUUUUCCUUUUAAUUAAUAGCCUCAUAAUUGUUCAGAUUAUUUCACAUUAUCAAAAAGAAGCACAAGUUGCAAGAAAACUGAAACAACGGUAAUAAACUGACCAAAAUCCAGAAACAGCCCUGCUGUCCUUGAUAAGGCAUCGUGUUAUCACCAGCACUUCAUUUAACAAAAGUGCACCUAAGUUGUACUAGAGCCCAGUGUGUGUAAAUGUUACUGUUUCAGGGCUGUGAGAGCACUGAUUGGCCUCAGUUGCCCUGAGCAGUGUCAGCAGGUGUACCCAUCUCCUGUGUGGGUCUUGAAACUGUGCUGCAACUCUCUCUCCAACACUGCCUCCAGCUCUGUCCUCCCACUCCUGACUAGAAUCCCUGGAAGUACCCUGGACCAGUUCAUCAUUUAACUGUUUGGGGCUCUGAUGAAUGGGCUCUACCCAUCUGCACUGACUGUCUUCACCUGCCAUCUCCAGAAGCAGUGGGAUUGUGCCCUGCUCUUUGUUCCCUGGCCUCCCUCAGUUCCUGCUCAUACUCCCUCAUGGAGUAGCCCUGGCACCCUUUUUCUCAUUCUCUGCUUGUUGAGAACUUUGGCUUUUGAAUAACACAGAAUAUUACAAAGGUGGAGUUUGGUUAUAAAAUGGGAGUUUGACAGUUUUGUACAUUCCAGUAGGUCGGUGGGGUGUUUGGCAAGGCAAUCGCUCAGCUUUUACAGUGGGGUUUAUUUUUUCUUUUGUUUCCACAUUAACAUUUUAGCUGUGCACUGUUUGUGGCCUGUACUUGGUCUUUAUGUCAUUAACUCUUAGAGACUUUUAAUUUAUUUUGGAAUUCAGAUAUGCCUCUUUUUCACUUAUUUUUGCAUAUUCUAUUUGAAUUUUUGAAUAAAUUCAUUCCACUUGCCAUGGAGGAAGAUUUUCCCAUAUACCUGUCUUGGAUCACAGAGAUGUAUAAAGCUUAAAUAUUUAUUUCUUCCUGCCAGGUUCUUGAAAAGAGGUCACUGCUCAGAUUGCAGUUAAUGUAGGGUUAUUGUGGGUGUUAACAGUAGCAAAUGCAGAGUCAAAGGUUAGAUUGGCACCUGUGACCCAAAAGCACUAAAGUUUAGACCAAAAUAGUAAUUGGAAAUGUUGUUUCUCAGUGGUUCUGUUUCUCUGCUAUUAAAAAAAAAAUGAAAAAAUGAAAGGAGUUGAGGAAAUUGAGCAGUUGCCAGAAGAAAAGGGAAGUUUUGAAAUAGAAAGCUCAGCAACUUGUCAAAACACAUUUUUUCCCUUAGGAGACACAGGAAGAUUUGGAAUUGAGUGCCAAGUGAUAGUGAGGGGAGACCAGAGCCAUUUUGGAAUCAAUACUCUCAAGAACAUCCCAUAAGAGGUCUGAUGUACACAGCUUUUGACAGAGGUGGAAACUGACAAGGUAUUUUAGUAAAAUCUUGUUUAAAUAGGCCUAUGCCAAAUAGAAGAAUUACCAUAUUUGCCUCACCUUUUAGUUACAUCCAGUGGGAAAAUGAAACCCCUAGUGUGUAACACAGAGCAGGGCUUCAAGGCUUCUACCACGUAGUGGAAUUCCCAGUGAUGUCACUGGGAAAGGGUAUGGCCAAGUGGAUUUGCCAUGCUGCCUCUGAACCCUGGUGUCUCCUGAGGCAGCCCUUCUUCCUCAGGGCUGCAGGGACUUCCAGCUACCUCACAUACGGGAUUUCCUUUCCUGGUUGUAGAACUAUCUCAUGAGAUGGAAUUACAGUAUUUUGAUCUAUGAACUUUUCCCAUUGCUUCUCAGCCCCAUUGAAGUCGUUGUAUGAAAGGAAAGGAAAUCCCUGAGCCCCCACAGCCCAGAGCCAAAGGGCAUGUUAUCAGAAGGUAUGACCAUGUCCUUAUACCACUCUGGCCCAAUUUAGACAUUUCAGUGUGUUAGAAGGACUAUUUCCCUGUGAUUUCCAUGGUCAGAGUACUGGGGGCAUGUUUCUGCUUCCCCACUGGAAUGCUUUUCUCUGCCAUGUGCCGUCUCACUUGCCUUCAGACUAUGAAAAUCCUGACAGCCUUUUUGUAAAUCCAGAAAUUGGAGAAGGCAGUGGAUGUUCUUUUGACUGUCUUGGUUUUUGGGGCACUUGUUUUGGAGGCGCUGAUUUCCUUCUUUUUCUAGGAUAAAGAAUGUUUUAUACACCAGCUUGUCUAUAUCUUCCACUAGAGGUGUAUCAGUCCAAAAAAUGGUGGCAUAAGCCACUUGCACACAGUUUUAUAUUAAUCAGCAAGACAUUUUAUGUGUGCUGUGGGUGUGUGGAGCAAAAUCAUACCAUGUGGCUUUAUUCUCCAAGGCAGAGUUGGAUAUACUCAGGUUCAGUGGAAGACUGAAGUGGCUCUUCUUGCAGUACUUCUGCUCACUCUGUCCUGAUGUCCAGGCAAUGGCUCAUUUUCCUUGGCAGCUGAUCUUCCAUUAUCUGUUAGACAUUUUUGUGUUGCCAGAAGCAUGUUUUCUUCCCCAGAGCAAUGUUCUGUAUCACUCUAACAGACCUACUUAUGAUGUUUGCGGACAUUUCCACACCUCUGUUUUCCCUUCCUGUUGGCAGAGAAAGCAAAUGCAAGCCAAAAGGCAUUUCUAGCCUCAAAAACCUUCCACAAAAACCAGCAUUUUAAAUUACUGUGUUCAUGACAGAAUUGCAAUUUUUUUAGGUAAGAAGUAAUUUCCUUAUGAAAAAUAUGUGCUUGACUUGUUAAUAGCUAAAUCAUUUUGAAAAGGAAAAUUUUUCAGCAAUUUGGCGUCAUUUUUCAGAAUACAAAUUCUGAAGCAGCAAUAGGAACUGAAGGGUACCUUCCCUUUGCAGGUCAGUACCAGUCCUACAGUGAUGAUUUGAGAAAGCCAUGCAUAAGCAAGUUAUAAAAAGGCUUUACAGUCAUCAUUUUAAUAAUCCAGGAUGAGUCCCUCUUUUUACAGUUGUUUUCUAAAUCACCCAAAUGUGUUUGCAAUUCAGAAGUAAUUCAAGUGACUCAUAAAAAGCUGGAUAAGAGGGAUAAACUGAAGGAGACAAACAAAAAGAUAUUUGAGAGUUUAGAUCUGGCAAAUUGCUUUUAAAAAUGAUUCCAUAGUUAAAUGGAAUUGAAUAAAUUUAUUCAUUUUAAAAAAGGUUUAAAAUAAUUUAAUGGAGUACCAAAAAAGUUAGAGUUCUUGAACAAGUUAUGUUGAACAGUUAUAAUGUCCUUAAAAUGUACCAAAUUCAUUUCCUAUGGAACAUUUAUUGCUUUUGAUGCUGUUCAGAUUAUUUUGCUUAAUAACUUUGUGUCCAUUUAUCCUCUUGUAAUCAGGAACUGAAGUGUGUGAAAGUUAGUAUUCCUUCCUUAUCACGGCUUGAAAAACUGUAAUGCUGACUGCUUUGCUUUUAAAAGGUUGAAAUAUCCACUGAAAUGUGUCUCAUCUGCAGAAAAUUCACAUUGCACUGAAACUGGCCCUUCAGCACAAAGUGCAAGAGGUGAAAGAGAAAGGGAAAGAAAAAUCAAGUUUUUGCCUCAAUUUUUACACUGUAGCCUAUUGUCUAAAGACUCAUGACUGGAUUCUCAGGUGACUUAAGGCAAAGCUCAGCAUUUAACAGUGGUUUGCUUUAAAGUUUAUAAAUGCAAUUAUUAAAAAAGCAGGGUAAGCCAAAAUAUAAUAAUAAAUAUUUCCUACCGUUUUAGUGUGAGGAUGCUGAAUUACCAUCUAUGAUACAAUGUACUUUGUCCUUACUAAGUUUUUGCAAGUUACUUGCAUUGUAUUGACUCCUGUAAUAGUAAAGAAAGCAGUUAGGUGUCCUAAACUGAGCUCAUUAGUUAUCUUUUUCAAAGAUAACCAUGAGGCUUUUACAUUUAACAGCAAGGAGAGACUCCAACAUGUUUCAUAAUGUUGUAUAGAGAAAGUAAAUGUUAAAAGGGAGUAAAUUAUGAGCAAAUGGUGUGCUUUUUUUUUUAUCUGAGAAGAAUGAGUCAUCUUAUUUAAAAGGGCUGCAGAAAUACAUAGUGAACACAGGGAACCUCAAAAUACAUGAGGUAUUCCUCAUAUAUUGCAGAAUGCAUGUCCUAGUGAUAGCAGCUUUAUGGAAUAGGAUUACCCUGAAUUUAGGACAAACCCUUUACUCCGGCUGAAACCCAACCACUCAAGCAGUUUUCUUGCUUCAGAGCUUAUUUAUGUGCGCUAUACUCACAAGCCCGAACAUUUACCUGCACAUACAGAAGCAAAAAGAAAAAUCCCAGUCAAUACACCUUUGAAUAACAUUUUUCAGAGCUGCCCUCUGUAAAAUAGGUUCCUUCGAUAUUUCUUAUAUUUAGCACUCAGAAUCUCUAGUGACUCUAAAAAUGCUUUACAUAAUUUUGAUGCAUAUGGAAAAUAAAUUCAUAUGCUGCAGGGAUCUUGAGGUGUAAUAGACACAAUAAAGAACCAAGCAGUUAUGUGUUUGAAGGUGCACAUUCCACCGGUAUCCUGAUGUUCUUCGUUAUAAAAUCUGCACUAGUCAGAUUUGCGUAGGAGACUUGUUUCAGUCUUUAUGCAUGAUGAAUGAGGUCAGAGACCUACAUAUUGUACUAGUGAAAAUAUCAGAAAGAUAAAAAUUUCUCUUGAUGCAGUACCAUUAUUUUGAGGUUGUUUUCAAUUAUAUUUCCUUUAAGACACUAAUAAACUGAUGCAAUAAAUUCAUGCAACUGUUGCACGCAUUUUUAAUAGCUGAAAUGUCUCUUUUUCUUUAGUGUGGUGAAGAGGACCAAAAUUUGUCAUUUUUUAAUGGUGUAAGUUGAUAGUACUUUGAGCAGAAUUCCCAUGACUUGGUGCAUUCUGAUGCAUGCUGAGAGGAGCAGGGGUUUCUGCAUAAGAGGUCACUUGCCGGGCUGCAGUCUUACUUCAUGUGUAGAUAAAGCUUUAGCUGCAGUCUCUUAUUCUUCGAGCUUAACUUUCAGACAUUAAUGAUCUCUUCAGAUAAAACACUUCAUAGCUUGCACAUAAAGAAAUUACACAUAAGAGAUCGUCCCUAUUUUUCAUGGAAAUUGGUGGGGAAGCCAGCUAGGACAUCUGUGGGAGAAAUGCCGAAAAGAAAUGUCUGUAUCUGAUUAGCUACAAAGACAACUUCAGCCUUGGAAAUCAGCUGAAAUGCAGCCAAAUUGAGCAGUAAGCCCAUACUGUGAAUUUCCUGUUCUUUACAUGAAGGGUAUUUGAUCAAAAGUGCUUUCCCAUUUUACAGGAGGAAAAUGGGAUCUUGAUAGCAAUUGUCAGGGUGGGUGAAUAUGACUUUCCUUCCUUAACAUUGUCAUAGGGUCUAUAGAAUGUUAUAUGCUACAGUAGCACUUGUGGAGUUGUACAGGUGUGACUUGCAUAAGCUAGUAUUAGGCAAUAUUGUUAGUGUAGCAAGUGGUUAUUAGUAAGCAGUUACUCUGAAACUGCUUUUUGAAGGUUAACUCAAGUCAAACCUGAUUCCUGCUUCACAAGUCAGCAGCUGUGUUAAUUGAGAUGGUACUGUUUUGACAGUAAUUUUCCAAAGAGGACUGCACACUGUGGCCCACAUGCUUCCACUCUGUACAGAAGAACAUCAUUUCAAAUCCCCUGGGGAUCUGACAGUCAACAUUUUUUUAAUCUAUCCUAUGUCUCUCCUGGCUGAUCCAAUAGAUUGAAUUAGUCAGGAAGCAGGCUUAGAAAACAAAGUGGAAAACAAAGUACAAAUAUCCUCC